Molecule: messenger RNA, 240 nt
Organism: Cooperia oncophora
Lineage: Eukaryota; Metazoa; Nematoda; Chromadorea; Rhabditida; Trichostrongylidae
Source: the annotation of a GenBank genome assembly
CUGUAUACUGUUACUAUUCAGGAGGAAUCCAUUCCCGAAGAAGCCGCAUCCGCUAUACGGUUAGCUGCUGGAAAAGCACAGUUACUUGUGCGCAAAAAAUUGUCUAAAUUCGAUGAACUGGUGAAGAAGAACUUGAAUCCAGUCGAAGGUGAUCAUCAGCCGGCUACUGUAGAUGAUUUAGAAGGGUACUGGGCCUUGGUCGAAAUUGAGCUCAAUGAUAUUGACGAGUGCUUUCAAAAG